Messenger RNA from Sorex fumeus (smoky shrew), 1160 nucleotides. It is a transcript of the gene SNRPA, whose product is annotated as small nuclear ribonucleoprotein polypeptide A. The transcript has 6 exons. The coding region runs from base 93 to 941 and encodes 282 amino acids. Lineage: Eukaryota; Metazoa; Chordata; Mammalia; Eulipotyphla; Soricidae. Gene Ontology annotation, molecular function: U1 snRNA binding. Gene Ontology annotation, biological process: mRNA splicing, via spliceosome. Gene Ontology annotation, cellular component: U1 snRNP. The record is from RefSeq and is a predicted model, not a curated record.
CCAGUGGAGCCCAUUUGGGGGCAAAAAGAUUUUUGGAGAAACCAAGUGCUGAAGUUUUUCCUUUUUUCAGCCCUCCCUCGGCGUCUCGCUCCAUGGCGGUUCCCGAGGCCCGCCCCAACCACACUAUUUAUAUCAACAAUCUCAACGAGAAGAUCAAGAAGGAUGAGCUGAAGAAAUCCCUGUACGCCAUCUUCUCCCAGUUUGGCCAGAUCCUGGACAUUCUGGUCUCAAGGAGCCUGAAGAUGAGAGGUCAGGCCUUCGUCAUCUUCAAGGAGGUCAGCAGCGCCACCAAUGCCCUGCGCUCCAUGCAGGGCUUCCCCUUCUACGACAAGCCCAUGCGCAUCCAGUAUGCGAAGACCGACUCGGAUAUCAUUGCCAAGAUGAAGGGCACCUUCGUGGAACGGGACCGUAAGCGGGAGAAGAGGAAGCCCAAGAGCCAAGAGACGCCGGCGGCCAAGAAGGCUGUGCAGGGUGGGGCGGCUGCGCCCGUUGUAGGUGCUGUCCAGGGGCCCGUCCCGGGCAUGCCACCCAUGACCCAGGCACCCCGCAUCAUGCACCACAUGCCGGGCCAGCCUCCCUACAUGCCGCCACCUGGCAUGAUCCCGCCGCCAGGCCUCGCACCGGGCCAGCUCCCCCCAGGGGCCAUGCCCCCUCAGCAGCUCAUGCCUGGUCAGAUGCCACCUGCCCAGCCUCUUUCAGAAAACCCACCCAAUCACAUCUUGUUCCUCACCAACCUGCCUGAAGAGACCAACGAGCUCAUGCUGUCCAUGCUUUUCAACCAGUUCCCUGGCUUCAAGGAGGUACGGCUGGUGCCCGGGCGGCAUGACAUUGCCUUUGUGGAGUUUGACAACGAGGUGCAGGCAGGGGCGGCUCGAGAUGCCCUGCAAGGCUUCAAGAUCACCCAGAACAAUGCCAUGAAGAUAUCUUUUGCCAAGAAGUAGCACCUUUCCCCCCCACCCCUGGCCUGCCCCUCACCCCUGUUUGGGGACCUCCCCUUCCCUCUUUGGCUCAGCCCCCUGAAGGUAAGUCCCCCUCAGGGGCCUUCUUGGAGCUGUGUGUGCGAGUGUGUGGUCACACAGCAUUGUACCCAGAGUCUGUCCCCAGACAUUGCACCUGGCGCUGUUAGGCCGGAAUUAAAGUUGACGUUUGGUUUUUCACAA